AUGUCGAUGGUGGUGGCAGCAAGUGGUGAUAAUGAUAGCGACAAUGUUAGUGGUAGUGGUAGUAAUGUCGGUAACAAUGAUGGUGACAACGGUGGUAUUGUUGGUAAUGGUGAUAGCAAUGUUAAUGAGGGUGGUGGUAGUAAUACUGAUGGUGGUGGUUAUAUUAGUAGCAACAAUGGUGGAAGUGAUGAUAGUGGCGGUGGUAGUGGUUACGACGAUGUUGGUGGUAGUUGUAGGGACAAUUACAGAGGUAGUGGUGUUGGUGGUAACAAUGAUGGUGGUAGAGGUAGUGGUAGCAAUGUUGGUGGUGAUGAUGAUGGUGAUAGUGAUAGUGGUAUUGGUGAUCAUGAUGGUGACAAUGACGAUGACAGUUACAUUAAUGGUGAUGGUAGCAAUGUUGGUGGUGAUGAUGAUGUCAGUACCAAUGAUGGUGGUGUUGAUAGCUAG
Molecule: messenger RNA, 447 nt
Organism: Glycine soja
Lineage: Eukaryota; Viridiplantae; Streptophyta; Magnoliopsida; Fabales; Fabaceae
Product: cell wall protein IFF6-like
Exons: 2
Coding region: 1-447 (148 amino acids)
Source: RefSeq, a predicted model, not a curated record